Molecule: messenger RNA, 1558 nt
Organism: Solea senegalensis (Senegalese sole)
Lineage: Eukaryota; Metazoa; Chordata; Actinopteri; Pleuronectiformes; Soleidae
Gene: rpp38
Product: ribonuclease P/MRP 38 subunit
Exons: 2
Coding region: 114-923 (269 amino acids)
Biological process (GO): tRNA 5'-leader removal
Cellular component (GO): fibrillar center; nucleolar ribonuclease P complex; ribonuclease MRP complex
Molecular function (GO): ribonuclease P RNA binding; ribonuclease P activity
Source: RefSeq, a predicted model, not a curated record
UCAAAAAACAUGGCGGUCUGUUGUGUGGUCUCAUGUGACUGAUGAAGACGUAAACUCUUCUGAUAUUGUGGCUUAAAAGUGAUUUUUGCUGCGUUCAAAUUCAGAUUUCCGACAUGGCCACUCCAAGAAAGCAAAGUAAAAAGGAAACUAAAAAGUACAUUCCAACUAAGACGUCUCUCACCUCACCCUUCACCCCGACAUGGAGCCCACUCCCUCAGGAAGACAUGCAGUUCAUCCUAAAAACCCUGAAGGACAAGCUGACCUCCAUGGGUCUUGAAAAGAAGGAGGUGAAAUUUUUCCAGCCAUGGAGGAAAAAGAAGGAGCAGAAAGUUGCUGCUGUCAUGACAGAACCUGCUGUCCAGGCACAGGAUGCUCCCAAAAACGGCUGGACAGAUGUGGCAGCCAGACGACAGCUAGCUAUUGGCAUCAACGAAGUCACCAAGGCUCUGGAGAGAAAUGAGCUCAAGCUGGUGCUGGUGUGCAAGUCUGUCAAACCCAGUCACAUGACGAGUCACCUGAUUCCGCUGAGUGCAACGAGGGGAGUGCCGGCGUGCCAGGUGCCUCGUCUGAGUUUGAGCGUGUCUGAGCCACUGGGGCUGAAAAGUGUCCUCGCACUGGGAUUCAGACAGUGUCCCUCCAGUGGUGAGGAGGUCUUCAAUGACACUGUUGAUGCCAUUAUGCCCAGAGUACCUCCACUCAAUGUUGCAUGGCUACCUGUUAAAGCACCCACUCUCACACCUGAGGGUCCUGAAGACGCAGAGGAGACAGAGACUGGAGACAAGAGAGGACAGAAAAGGAAGAUGGCGAGUGAAGGUGAGGAGGUCACAGUGUCUCCCUCCUCCUGCUCUCUGCUGCCUCUCACAGUGAAGAAAAUAGUUCCCAACCCUGCAAAGCAAAGAAAAAGUAAAGUUAAGAAGAAAUAGCCCUUAUAUUUAAAGAGUAGCCCAUGACGGCCUGAAAUUUGAUUUUGAGCUUAGGAAGCUUUUACUCAUCUUUGUUUUUUUACCUCACGGUUGAACAACCCAUGAAAAAUGUCUCAGUGGGAUCUGAGAAAUUUUGUUGCUCAUAUUUAUUUAACUGACAAAAAUAUCAGAUUAAUCAAUAAUGAAAAUAUUUGUUACGUGCCUUUUUAUUGCAUGAUAAUGAAACUGGCUUUUUUUUUUACUUGAGCUUAAAAAGGAGCAGACAUGUAUCUAAGCCAAAUUAUUAUUGGCUGGGUACGGGAUCAACAUGGUUAGGUCUUAAAUUUUGUUCAUAAUUCACCAUAAUAUACUCAGAGGAAGCAAUUAUUGGAUGGAAGACGUGGGGCAUUCUGAUCGUAGUCACACUGUGUAGACAUGUUUAUAUGCCUUAAAUUAGAUGACUGUCCUAUUGGAUAUAGGAACAUUCUACUAUUACUAUUAUACUAAUGCAAACACCAUGAUCUAAAUGAUGUCUUACUUAAAGUCAGUAUUUACAUUAUUGUAUCCAUGUUUAUUUGGUGUGAGAAGAUUUGACUUACUUGUGCACUACAACAGUUGUUUGUGCUUGGAGUUUACAAUAAAGACACAAGAAUGAA